Molecule: messenger RNA, 3919 nt
Organism: Styela clava
Lineage: Eukaryota; Metazoa; Chordata; Ascidiacea; Stolidobranchia; Styelidae
Product: WD repeat-containing protein 1-like
Biological process (GO): locomotion; actin filament depolymerization
Cellular component (GO): cortical actin cytoskeleton
Molecular function (GO): actin filament binding
Source: RefSeq, a predicted model, not a curated record
AACUGGAAUAUUUUCGCAACACAGAGUCGCAAUAGUGUGACGUUAUAUAGUAUAAUACGAUACUCAAAAUACCAAAUACAGAUGCCAUCUUAUUUUUACUCAUAAAUUUAGUAUCCGAAUUUAAUAUAAAUUGCUCCAUUUGUCGCUCACUGCCGUACAGUUAGUUCUGCAGAUAGGUUUAAUUGUAAUUCUGAAAUCUCUCGGUAUCAACAGGAUAACGCUGCGUUUGGAACUGUGGAUAAUCAUACGACGUCAAGUUUAAUUUGUCAUCCGACGUAAGAAGUUCAACAUCAUGGCUUUAAACUUAGAAUUUGUGGAAACAUUUCCACCAGUGCCAAGUUUGACUAGAGCGAAGUCAUAUGUUCUCGGAGGAUCACCGGAUGGAAAAACCUAUUUGUACACAAGUCAAAAAGGAGUUAUUAUCAGGGAUGUAGAGAACCCCAAGAAAUGUGAUGUCUAUUGUGAGCAUGUGAAGAAUGCAACUACCGCUCAAUACAGUCCAUCUGGAGCAUAUAUUUGUUCCGGAGAUGAGACUGGCGAAAUUAGGAUUUGGGAGCCAAAGCAUGAAGAGAAAAAAUUGAAAAGUAAAUUUCGACCAUUUGGGGGGGAAAUAAGAGAUAUCGCAUGGGGACCAGAAAGCAAAAGAGUAGCUGUAGGUGGAGACGGGAGAAAUAAAAAACAUGCUGCUGUUAUAAUGUUUGAUAGCGGCAACAGUCUGGGCGAAAUGGAUGCACUACCAGCUCGUGUAAAUUCUAUUAGCAUGAGACCGGUACGACCCUACAGGCUUGUGACAGGAGAUGAUAAAUUCAAGGCAUCGUUUUUUCAUGGACCUCCCUUCAAAAUUGUAUUAGACGCUAAGGACCAUUCAGGAUUUGUGAACUGUGUACGCUUUUCGCCUAAUGGUCAGUAUUUUGCAACUGGUUCCUCAGAUAAGCAUGCUUACUUGUAUGAUGGAAAGACUGGAGAGCAGAUUGGACAUUUUGGAAGCACGACUGGGAGUCACACUGGAGGAAUUUAUGGUAUGUCAUGGAGUCCAGAUAGCAAGGAGCUUUUGACUGUUUCUGGUGAUAAGACUGCAAAAAUAUGGAAUGUUGAAACAAAAGAAGAAGUUGUGAAAUUUAGUUUUGGAAAAGAAGUUACCGACAUGCAGUUGUCUUGUUUGUGGAUGGGAGAACAUAUCUUGACAGUUUCCUUGUCAGGUGUUAUCAAUUAUUUGGAUCGAAAUAAUCCUGAUAAGCCAUCUCAAAUCCUCAUUGGCCACUCUAAACCUCUAGCAUCGAUUCAAGCAAUACCUGGUGACAAAAUGCGUUUUGUUAGUGGUGAUAACAACGGAAAAGUUUUGAGGUGGGAUGUUGAAAGUGGAGUUGCUGAAUAUCUGCCUGGACAUGGGGAGAGUAAGGUGAUUGCGAUUCUCUACGAUGAUGCAAAUAAUGAAACCAUUUCAGCAGGAUGGGACGAUAAAUUAUCUUUCUUGUCAGUAUCGUGCGACUCUUCAACAUCUUCCACUACUGUUGGACUUACUUCGCAACCACUUAUAUUGUCGCUGGCAAAAGAUAGUAUAGUGAUUCUCUGCCAUAAAUCUGUCAUUCUUAUGAGGAACAAGAAAAUUGUAUAUGAUGAGCCGCACCAGGAAGAUUACGACAACUUCCAGCCUUCUCUGUUGGCUGCCAGUUCAGGAAACGAUGUUGCCCUAGAGGCCAAGGGGGAUAAAGUAAACAUCUUUCACAUUGAUGGUGACAAGUUGGUGAAAACAGACACAGUUUUGAAUGCAUUAUCUGGUGUUUCUUGUUUGUCAUACAGUCCUGAUGGAUCUAUGCUGGCAGUUGCAACGGAAAAUAAGUCUAUUGAUAUUUACUUGGUUUCAGAUGGAUAUAAAAAAAUAAAAGUGUUUCAUGCCCACGGCAUGAAGGUUUCAAUACUAACUUGGUCACCAGACAGCCAACUCCUCGCAAGUUUUAGCAUUGAUCCAUUGUUAGUUGUGUGGAAUGUUGCUACUGAGAAGAACAGUCUAGAACACCGUCCCCAUGACAGUGGUUUUAUCAAAAGUGUAACAUGGCUAGACAAUCGUACACUUCUUUCAGCUGGUGAUGACUGCCUUAUUAAGAGAUGGACCGUCUAGAAGUAAUCAUCUGAGAUCAUUGGAUUCUCUUUCUUGUUUUCAGGGGCACCCCAAAAAGUUUUUUUAAUGGUUGUGUGACAUUAAAAAGUUUAUUAAUGCGCUUUGUACUUCAUAUGCCAUGUCGUGGGUAUCAAUCAAUCAACAAUAAUUUAGUUUUCAAAGAUUUUCUACUGCAAAUGAUAACUUAUCAAUGAAUGGGCUGUUUUUGAAUUAAAAAUGUAGGAAUUUGCCUUAUCACUAACAGUUCUCUACCAUUUCUCUUCAAACAAUAUAGGAAUUGUAUUUGAAACUUUUUCAGUCGUGUACCUGUCGUAAUAUAAACAAAUUUUUUGAGGUGUAGCGUAUGACAGAAUGUAACAAAUGUCCCAGUCCUACAGUCUUGGUUUAAAUUACUUAUUAUAUACAGUACAUUUGUAUUAAAAAAUGUAUUUUUUACGAUGAGCUGUAUAAAGCUCAAAAUCUUAUGUCGCCUUUUCACAUGAGCACUUUUUGUUUUCUGUUUGAUAUUUUGUCAUUAUUCAGAGGUAGAAAUCAUGUUAGCGUGUCCCACUCGUACGAUGACUAUGUCACUUACACUAGGAGUUGUUGAUGUUCAAAUGAUAGAUGGAAUUGACUUCACUUCAUGUUAUUUUCAACUGAGCUUGGUGCAAUUUUUGCGAUGCAAUUUUUCAAACAAGCCGCUUUGCAAUGCUUUUUUUUUUUAAAUAGGUUAUAAAUUUAGCAUAAUCUUACUCAAUACUAGGUUAGUAAACUAUCAUUUUUUACUGUUUGAAAUGUUUUCUGGUCUAUGUUCUCUGGUUAAGUCUUCCAAACAGCAAUAUCUUAUGAAAUGUACAGUUUAGCCGUCAGCAAUGCAACAAGCAUGCUCACAAUGGUUUCUAGCUACUUUCACAAUUUGCUAAUUCUUGGGUUCUAGCGAUUUUUUAGUCGCACUUUUUAGCACUCCUUUUGUAGAGUAGUAGACGUACUUUUUGUAUUUUAGGGUAAUCCGAGGGUCCUUAUCUGCUUCUAUACGCUAUGGUCAUCUCAAACUCUCAAGACUUAUGAUACUGACAAACAAAUGCACUAAGCAAUUCAUAUUUUAAUAACGAAUAUCCAGUUGUUGGCGUCACAAUAAAAAAAAUAUUUUGUGUGAGAAAAUAUUCAAGAAAAUAUUCCUUUAAUUGAAUAAUCAAACUUGUACUCAGACCUUGUACCCGGUACAAUAUAUCUUUCGGAUUGUGUCAAUGUUGGAUUAUAUGCAUAUAUUGUUCCAUAAUUCAUGUUUUUUGAGGCUUCAUCACUUUUGUUUUGAACAAUUGUUUUCACAGUUAAUUUUUACUUUAAACUGCCUAAAAAAAAAGCAAUCGUUUAUGCUGAUGUGAUUUAUUUGUCACUUGACAAAUUUCUGAUCACCAUUGUACUCACUUUUUGCUCCGCUUAUCAAAAGGAAAUAUAAAAUUCUUUAAAAGACAAAAAAAGUAUUUUAUUAUAGAUUUGAUUCCCAAUUAUUCAGAAAAUGGAAAUUACUAAUAAUCAAAGCCAAAUGUGCAACUAGGAUUCGUUGCUGAUUUUUAAAACAUGUUUAAACCAGACUUUUUUAUUUAUUAAUUUGUUUCAAUCAAUAUAUCUUAUCGUGGAGCUCUUGUUCAGUUUUGGAAGAAUUUAAAUGAACCUCAACACUCUAAUCUAACAUCUCACUUGCUUUCUUGGACAAUAUCAUGGCGUCAUCUAUUGCUUUAUAUGCUCAUUUAUUUACCAUGAUAUAUCUCAAUUACAACGAUUUGUGUCUUAAACUUUAAAUAAAUCAUGUAGAAAAUA